Messenger RNA from Gasterosteus aculeatus aculeatus (three-spined stickleback), 1164 nucleotides. It is a transcript of the gene dmac2l, whose product is annotated as distal membrane arm assembly component 2 like. Lineage: Eukaryota; Metazoa; Chordata; Actinopteri; Perciformes; Gasterosteidae. The record is from RefSeq and is a predicted model, not a curated record.
GGGGCGGUAAUAACGCCGCUGCGUCACAGCGGCUGACGGUGGUUCACCGACAUCGCGAGCAGCUCGCCCGGCGUCCUUCGCGUCUUCUUCGUGUGCGUUUCGGACAUGAGGCUUCUGUCGAGGGCGGCGCGGUCCGCCGCGGGUCCGAGCGAGCGGGGCCGCCGGCGCUUCUGGGGCUGGCUCAACGCCGUCUUCAACAAGGUGGACUAUGAAAGAAUCAAAGCCGUUGGUCCGGACCGAGCCGCAGCGGAGUGGCUGCUCCGAUGCGGUGCCAAAGUGAGGUUUCAAGGUUUUGAUCGCUGGCAGCACGACUACAACGGGCUGCCAACUGGGGUUCUGGGCAAAUACAAGAUCCAGGCGAUCGACGCCACCGAGUCCUGCAUCAUGUUCCGAGGGUUUGACCACCUGGAUGGUUUGAAACACGUGGAGGAAAUCAAGUUCAACAAGAGCAUGUACAUCGAGGACACCUGCCUGGAGAGGUUGAGCUCCAUAGAGAACCUGCAGGAGAGUUUGAACACGAUGGAGGUGGUGUCGUGUGGAAAUGUGACCGACAAGGGCCUCAUCGCCCUGCACAGGCUCAAGAAUCUGGAGCAUCUGUUCCUCAGCGACCUCCCGGGCAUCAAAGACAGACAGACGACGGUUGACCGACUACAGACGGCGCUCCCGCGUCUGGAUCUCUCACUCGAUCUGGACUGAUGUGCAAACAACGUCCUCAACGGUAGAAUACGGAAGGCUCGUUGAACGGACGCCGGCGCUGAAGGGCUCGCGUGUGUUUAUGUUGUGAAUGAUUUAGUCGUUGGGAGUUGUGUCACCUUUCUGCUUGAUACGAUCGAGCUUUAAUGAGGAAACAGGCCGGAACAAAGGAAAGUUAAAGCACUUUAAAAUGUGGUCAGCAGUUUGUUUUUGCAAUGGAUGGAACUGUUCUGUAGUUUAUUUAUGCAUUAAAGGUGAAUCCAUGUGGGUACAAAGAGGAAAACAAUUUAUAAAAAUGCAAAAAGACUUUGGCUCUUUUCAAAUCAUUUAUCUUUAGAUUCAUUUGGCAUUUGUACUCCAUCUUCAAAGAGGUUGAUGGCUUUGAAGAUCUUUAGCACCUGUGUGUGUGUUGUGCUAGUGACUGUGGGUUAAAGGAAUAUUCACUCAUGCCAAUAAAUAGUUUCAGAAAUG